Molecule: messenger RNA, 796 nt
Organism: Orycteropus afer afer
Lineage: Eukaryota; Metazoa; Chordata; Mammalia; Tubulidentata; Orycteropodidae
Product: cytochrome P450 2C18-like
Biological process (GO): xenobiotic metabolic process
Cellular component (GO): cytoplasm; intracellular membrane-bounded organelle
Molecular function (GO): oxidoreductase activity, acting on paired donors, with incorporation or reduction of molecular oxygen, reduced flavin or flavoprotein as one donor, and incorporation of one atom of oxygen; iron ion binding; heme binding
Source: RefSeq, a predicted model, not a curated record
CAGUUCUCAAAAACCUAUGGCCCCGUGUUCACUCUGUAUUUUGGCAUGAGGCCCGCAGUGGUGUUGCAUGGAUAUGAAGCAGUGAAGGAAGCCUUGAUUGAUCAGGGAGAGGAGUUUUCUGGAAGAGGCAGUUUCCCAGUGGUUGAAAAAGCUAAUAAGGGACUUGGAAUCAUUUUCAACAACGGAAAGUCAUGGAAAGAGAUUCGGCGCUUCUCUCUCAUGACCCUGCGGAAUUUCGGGAUGGGGAAGAGGAGCAUUGAGGACCGCGUUCAGGAGGAAGCCUGCUCCCUAGUGGAGGAGUUGAGAAAAACCAAGGCCUCACUCUGUGAUCCCACUUUCAUCCUGGGAUGUGCCCCCUGCAAUGUGAUCUGCUCCAUUAUUUUCCAGAAUCGUUUUGAUUAUAAAGAUCAGGAUUUUCUUAACCUGAUGAAAAGAUUAAAUGAAAACACCAGUAUUGCAAGCUCUCCAUGGAUGCAGAUCUGCAAUACUUUUCCUCUGCUCAUUGAUUAUUUCCCAGGGAGUCAUAAAAAAUUACUUAAUAAUAUUGCUUAUUUAAAAAGUUAUACUUUGGAGAAAAUAAGAGAACAUCAAGAAUCCUUGGACACUAACAAUCCUCGGGACUUCAUUGAUUGCUUCCUCAUCAAAAUGGAACAGGAAAACCACAAUAAACAGUCUGAAUUUACUAUUGAAAACUUGGCAAUCACAAUAAGUGACCUGUUUGGAGCUGGGACAGAAACAACAAGCACCACCCUUAGAUACGGACUCCUGCUUUUGAUGAAGUACCCUGAGGUCACAG